GGCGCGUACUCGGUUGGGAAAAGUUACGAUUCGGCGGAAUUGGGAAGACGAUCACCUCUCUGUCUUUCCUUCUUUUCCUUCCAUGGUCGUCAUCAUCAUCAUCAAUCAAUUCUCCAAAUUCCAAAAACCCUUCUAGUUUCUUUCACAUUCCUCCGAUUUCCCAUCUUCUUCACUCACCAUACUCCACUCUGUUUCUCUCUACAACCCACAGAAGCAACAACAAUGGCGGACACCAUGGAUGACGAUUCCAUUCAAGACUUGAUCACCCAGCAGCGUUCCGAACUCCUUUCCGCCAAAACCCUUUUCUCCGAUCUUGAUUUCGCCUUCCAACUUCAACUCCAGGAGGCAAUGAAUGCUUCUCUUGCUUCUAAACCCUCGACCGAACCAUCUUCAUCACUUAAUACCGCCGUCCCUGUCUUGGAUUCUGAAGAAACUGGCGCUUUAGACUUGGCUACCACUCUUAUGCUCGAGGACAUUGCUAGGUUCGCUAUGGAGUUCAAGGACCGGGAGCAGUGUCAUAAUGAGAUGAGGAAAAUGAAGGAGGAGCUUGACCGUCGGGUUCACGAUCAGAAGUUUGCGGAGUAUAUUCGGAAUGUUCCUGAGAAUGAGUGGAGGAAGUAUGGGGAUAAUUAUGAGAAGCCGUAUGGUGAAAGUUCCUCGUCCUCUUCUUCUUGUUCUUCUCCGUCGAGUGUGGAUUCUGAAUGUUUUAGGGUGUAUUCGAAGGGGUUGAUUAGUGAAGAGAGGAUUAGAGAUAUGGUGGUUAGGGUGGCUGGGAUUGGGGUUGCGGUUUGUGAUCCUAAGGAUAAUCUGUUGUUUGAGAAGACGAGUCCUCUGGAAUCUAUGGUGGAUAGUAAGGAAACUAGCAGCCAAUGCGCUGAACUUGAAGCACUGGUUGAAGGCCUCAAUGUUGCUCUUAUUUUAGGCUUGAGAAAUGUCACUUUUUUCUGUGGUGAUUACAUGCUCUACCAGUAUCUUACAGGUAGGGUGCUUCCAGGAGCGAGCUCCAUGGCAAAAUUGGUUAAUGAGGUGGUUCUUCUUCAGGGAAAAUUUACCUACUGUAACCCAUCUCUCGUGACACGUAAUGAUAUCAAGUUUGCUUUUAGACUUGCAAGAGAGGCUAUAGUUUCUCAAAUCACCUGGCCUGCAGAAGCUGAGAAUGGAAAGUGCUUGAAAGAAACUUGCACAAUUUGCUUUGAAGAUGUCCGUGUGGAUCAGAUGUUCUUAGUUGAUGGUUGUUUGCACCGAUACUGCUUUUCUUGUAUGAAGCAGCAUGUAGAAGUAAGGUUGCUCAACGGGAAUGGGAUGCAGGCAAACUGUCCACAUCAGGGUUGUGCGUCGGAAAUUAAUAUUGAAAGCUGCGGAAAGUUCUUGGAACCUAAGGUGUUUGAGAUUAUGAGCCAAAGGAUUAAGGAAGCUUCUGUGCCUCUUUUGGAAAAAGUUUAUUGCCCCUAUUCCAGGUGCUCAGAAUUGAUGUCCAAAACCGAGCUGUUAAGAUAUACCGAGGAUUCAUAUAUUGAUGCGAAACGAUCCGGGGCAAGGAAGUGCAUGAAAUGUAAUAGGUUUUUCUGUAUUAAUUGCAAGGUCGCUUGGCAUUAUAACCUGACUUGCUAUGACUUCAGAAAGUUAAAUCCCAAUCUCCGUUCAGAUGAGAAAAUGCUGAAGUCUCUUGCAUCCCAGAAACUUUGGCGCCAAUGUGUUAUGUGUAACAAUAUGGUCGAAUUGGCUGAAGGCUGCUAUCACAUCACCUGCAGAUGUGGAUAUGAGUUUUGCUAUACAUGUGGGGCCCCCUGGAAAAAUAAGAAGCCUACAUGUAACUGUCCUAUUUGGGACGAGCGGAACAUCAUACGCAAUCAACGUCGAAGAUGAGCAUUUCAGCUGAGAAAUUUGGGGGAUAGCUGACGCUUUCUUCUCUUCAGUUUCUGUUUCUUUGCACACUGCCAAAGAUAAUAGGUAUUUUGUGCAGUUCUCUAGUUGGUGACAUACUGAUAUUAGAUCACAUCUUUUGUCAACUUUAAAUGUCUCGCUUUCUAUCUUGCAAGACAUCGUGUUUCUUUUCCUUGACUUCUAGGUUUGACAUGAAGAGUUUUCAUGUACAAUUUUCUUGGUCCACAAUUUUCAUUUGUGCUUAGAAAAAUAGGUGUCUAAAGAAUUAGGAGAACUUGGGAAGCAUUCUGUUGGCUAUGAAUUAGAACAAUGAUGCUUGUUAUUCUGGAAACCAGAGAUUCCAUGCCAUUAAUUCUUCUUAAACCUCUUUCAAGAUUGUUUGUACAUGGAUAUGACUUGUCCAAAACUUUUUGCAUCUUUAAAGAACCUGGCCCACAACUUUCAAUAAAAGGAAAGGACACUUCUCUUUAGGGAAAAUCAUGGCAAGAUAGU
Messenger RNA from Benincasa hispida (wax gourd), 2376 nucleotides. RefSeq names its product E3 ubiquitin-protein ligase RSL1-like. NCBI's taxonomy places the organism in Eukaryota, Viridiplantae, Streptophyta, Magnoliopsida, Cucurbitales, Cucurbitaceae. Gene Ontology annotation, biological process: protein ubiquitination. Gene Ontology annotation, molecular function: nucleic acid binding; zinc ion binding; RNA-DNA hybrid ribonuclease activity. The record is from RefSeq and is a predicted model, not a curated record.